Molecule: messenger RNA, 1153 nt
Organism: Triticum aestivum (bread wheat)
Lineage: Eukaryota; Viridiplantae; Streptophyta; Magnoliopsida; Poales; Poaceae
Product: cyclin-dependent kinase 11A-like
Exons: 2
Coding region: 391-981 (196 amino acids)
Source: RefSeq, a predicted model, not a curated record
AGGCGUGGGCCAGGCCGCCACCGGAGGAGGCGGCAUCUUUCUUCACGCCCGACGCAUUUUCCUAUUGCAGAUGGCGCUGAUUCCCGUGUGCAACAGCGACCUGACGGCGGUGAUUCCCACGAGCGGGAAAAUGCACGCUGAUGCUUCUUUCGCCCAAGAAUCAGUCUGGCUAUUGCUUGAGAGGAUGCGACGGCAUCAGUCACUCGCUGCGGGAAUCCAAUACUGCGGGAAGCUAUUGUGCCGACACUACAGGGAUCCUAAAAUUUACUGCUUAAUUUUCUCGCCAUUAUUUAUCGUCUGGGCUUAUAAAAGGAGACACCGAGGCUCUCGUCCAGCCAUCCUUGAAAUCGCCACUGCGCAAAGUGUAUAACACAAUUUUUUUCAGUCGGUAUGAGUUUGCCUUGCUCGGAUCAAAGCAUUAGGCCGAGGAAAAUGAAGAACGCAAGUUUGCCUCCUGGGGUGGCAGUCCUGCGAUGUUGGUGUGGCGAUCUUUGCAAGGUGAAGGAGGUGACGGAUUUUUCAGAUUGGUUGGGCAUGAAGUUUUUCAUGUGCGCCAAUUAUGAGGAAGAUCCUGCCGUAGCUAUUUCAGAGUACGACAAGCCUCCGUCUCCUCCGCCUCUGUGCAUGUACUAUCAUUGGAUUGACACGGAGAAGCCGGCUUGGGCAGUGACUGAGAUUCGUGAAAGAAGUCGCCGUGCGUGGAAUAGUUUAUUUGCGGAAGAGCGAUGCGAGAAGGCGGAAGCUGAGGAGAAAGCAGAGCAAGAGAGAGAGUUAAAAGAAUACUAUGCGGAGCAACACCGUUUUUUUGAGGAAAUGGGAAAGAAAAACAGGGAAGAGGCUCGUCGCAUGGAGGAGCAGGAACGACAGCGAAAGGAGGCUCGUGAGGCAGAGAGGCAGAGAAAGAAAGAAAGGGCUCGUCAGGCCAAGGCAACAGAAGAAGCUGGCGAUGGAAAAGGAAAAUAUCCACGCUGGACUCAGUAGAUUCCUGUGGUAGUAUUUAAAAUUCCGCAAUCAUUUGUAUCUUUAUUUCUGCACUUUAAUGUAGCUUUAUUUCAGGAGUUAAAUGUAGGUAUAUUCCUACAAUGUAUCUUAUUUUCAGUUGUGCCGUGUCGUAAUGGAAAAAAAUAUAGUUUAAGAAUAAAGUAGUGGCAUU